Molecule: messenger RNA, 2265 nt
Organism: Sycon ciliatum
Lineage: Eukaryota; Metazoa; Porifera; Calcarea; Leucosolenida; Sycettidae
Product: homeobox protein Meis2-like
Exons: 5
Coding region: 259-1581 (440 amino acids)
Biological process (GO): regulation of transcription by RNA polymerase II
Molecular function (GO): RNA polymerase II cis-regulatory region sequence-specific DNA binding
Source: RefSeq, a predicted model, not a curated record
AUUUUCAUUCUUUAUCCGAAGACCAGAACGGAGAAGUCAGAAGGCCUUCAGCCUUCAAUAAAGUAUUGGAGCGUUACAUGCAAUAUCCGUGUUACCAGUUGUUACGGUAUAGUUUUGGAGUACGGUCUAAGUAGGGGACAGGUAGGCUUCACACGUGAUCCAGACUCCUGUAUUCGACUACUGAGUAUCCUUGGACCGGUGCUGCGCAGAACACAACCGUUCCUGGAUCUCUAAAAGCGGUCAACGCGAGAUUAAAAAAUGCUUCCCAUGGAUGAAACAUCACCCCCAACCAGUGACGAGGAGAGGGCCGUGCGCUCUGCCAGCAACAGUCCGCAGUCAUGUCAUCCAUCGUCCAGUGUUACUGCGUCGGCGUCUGAUGCCACAGCGUUUCCUGAGGGCAUGUCGGCACUUCGUCGCAAUCUUCAUCCGGAGAGCAGCAAACAAGUGCUGCAGACGUGGCUGGAGGAGAAUAUAGAUCAUCCCUACCCGCUUGAGGAGAAGAAACUGGAGUUCAUGAGUCAAACGGGCUUGACUAUGAAGCAAAUCAACUACUGGUUUAUCAAUGCUCGUCGUCGCAAGGUCAAGUCGAUGCGUCAGCAACAGUAUUACCGUCAUGCUGCAGCCAAUCGUGCUGCAGGAGCUUUCCACACGCUGGAGGCUUCCACCCAUCCCUAUCACAACAUGCAUCGAGAUCGAGCAGAUCACACACUGGACAGCCAUUACAGCACACCCCAAUCUGCCUCAGCCUACACUGCUACACCAUUCAGCGGACAGUCACCAACUACCCUGCCAUCUCCAACUGGACAUGCGCUGCAUCAUCUAACAACCACAGCCAGCACCACUCCAAUGGUUGCCAGCUCCCUGACGACACAACCUCACUUUCACGCUCAGCAGCCCCAUCCCCAUCAUGGGCAGACGCAGCAAAAUCUGCAUCAACAACAGCACCCCCAGCUCGUCCAGUGCCCUGGAGCCAUUGAGCACUCGCUGCAGCAUUCCUUGAACCCAUUGCCUGCAAGGCACCACCAGGCCACUGUUUGGGGACAGUCUAACACUGCCACAGUGACGUCGCAAGCCAGAGCCACAGUUGGUGAAUGGAGUACACAAGCCCAGCAGAUCACGUCUGUCCCUCGAAAUCCUCCACGAACAUUGCAAGUGGCACAAGCUACCACCAGCGCCCGCCAUCAUGGCAUGGAGUCACCACAAGGAAACUUCCGCUCGCCAUUCACUCUCACCUCCAGUGGAGGAAUUCCUGCUGCAACCUUCCCAACAGCGCAGCAGCAACAGCAUCAGCAUCAGCAUCAGGCAGACUCCACGACCUCACCCAGUGAUCCGAACGCCGCUGCCGUGGCACUCUCCGUACGAAUGCCAGUCAUUGUGCAGGCUCAUGUUCACCCUCUGCAGCAGACACCAUCACCAGGUGCUACGGCUGUUCCCAUGGCGCUGCAGGCCAGUACGUACAUGCCAUGGCCCGUACGGGUUGCUCCGCAAGUCACUCUAGCACACACUGCCUACCCAACCAACCAGCUCGUCUACACACCCGUCUCCACGAUUCCCUCGACCAGCACGGGACCAUUUCCAUAAGGGCUCGGAAAACGUUGGAGUGCCUCCCACACAAAUGGUAUGGUAUGGUAUUCUUCAUUUUACUUCAUCAAGCAAACAGGCAGUGAUGCCUUCUCACCAGCCAACGAUACUGAACGUAAGAUUGAGAACCCGGUGGGCUAAUGGUCGUAGUCAUCACGGCCUCUCCUAGCAGGACGCCCUCAUCGAAUCGCCUUCCAACAGUUAGCACUAGUGAUAAACAUAGACAUUGCCCUGGCCCGUCUCAGUUUCUCUGUAUUUAACGCUUAUUGCAAUGUUUCUUAAAAUGGCUACCGGAGGUUUGUGCUCACUGUCCAUGAACGUUUACCAUACAUGGUUAACUUGAUCCCUAAUUGUAAACUACCAAUGGCAUGUAAAUGUCAGUGAGGCCUAAUUUUAGUGCAUCUUCGGUUCUGCUGGCAGAAUAAUUUAAACAUACAAUGAAAAGAACUAGGUACGUUUUCGUUCACAUUUUUUCGAAUUUGCUUCACUUGUAUUUCAUUUUUGAGAUCAACUUUGCUUGGCAGACAUGGCUCAUGCCGUCAAUGGAUGUUAAACACCUGCCGUAAUUUCCAUUUACCAAACGAAGUCUCCUCACACCUGUGUUCAUCUUGAUGUGCACCGCAGCUGAAUGCAUGUACAUGUACAUGUAUUAAACUGUAAACAUAACUUCGUUCCUACGCAGAA